This is a messenger RNA of Parasteatoda tepidariorum (common house spider), 2110 nucleotides long. RefSeq names its product coiled-coil domain-containing protein 148. NCBI's taxonomy places the organism in Eukaryota, Metazoa, Arthropoda, Arachnida, Araneae, Theridiidae. The record is from RefSeq and is a predicted model, not a curated record.
UUUUUCUUUACCCGCUGACCCACUUCUGCCCGUCAUCUCCUGGGUAACAGUUGCUGUGUUUUGGACCGUUGCUAGGUGUUGCUGCUUCUUAAGUGAAUAACCCUGUUUGUGUUUAAGAAUUCAGGAUGUCUCCUCGAACACCAGUAGCCCACUACUGCAAUGAAAGAGGAGAAAGCCGAAACAAUGACAGAAGUUGCUUUGAGCAGAAGUGUUGAGGUUCUUCCAUCUAUUAACAGUACUUCAUCACCGGGACACAAAAAGAGCCCGAUGGGCUCUCCGGUGAAGACAAUAGAUCCAAUCAAGGGAUCUCCAAAAAAGAGAAAGAUGCUGAGAUUUACAGGUGUUAACCGGAUGAAAGGUGACGUAUCGCCCACGAGAGCGUUGAAGCCCUUGCAAGCCGCAAGAAAGCAAACGAAUCGUAUUCUGGAACGGGCUGAUCAUUAUAAGACGGUGACACAUUCGAAGAAGGAACUAGCUCUUCUCUAUCAGCACAAAGUGAUUUGGGAGCAAGAGUACAUGCACCUGCAGUACAUGGAAGAUAGGCUACAAAGGGAGAUUUACAAUCAUUUAACCAUUUACGGACAGUUAGGGUCAGACGGUCAACUUCUUCUGGCCGAUAACAUUAACUUUAUUCUGGAAAUUGAAGAGGAAAAAGCUUUCUUCCGAGAAAAUGUUGUGGAUCCUCUUUGGUACAUAAGGGAAGAUCUGAAAGAAUGGGUUAGGCAACACGAAGGCCUUCGGCCUCUCUCUGAAUCGGCUAAAAUGCAGCACUACCAGAUACAGAGAGAAGUGAAAGAACUUUGGGCUGGCUACAAAGAAAUCACAGAAGACAUUCUCAAAGAACAAAGAGAUCUUGAACAGCAAGUCAAAGAAGCACUUCCUCCCUACAUAGCCGAAGACAAGAUGGUAGCGAAAGGUGUGCCUUCGGAAUUUCACGAGCUUUACUGUCCCGAUCCCCAGCUCAAAGAGAACUUGAUCGCCGAACUGACCAGGCUGGACGAUAGUUACGCCCUCAGACUUCGAGACCUGGAUAGAAACUGCGACAGACAGGCUUGUCCUGGUGGAUGGAAUGAUCAUGACUGCGCAGUGUUCGAACACAUCCUUGAACAAUAUCCCCCCGAUUUACCAGACAGAAGGGCUCUCGUCUUUGACAGGUUGAAGAGAACCUUUCCUCACAAGACACUUGGACAAUUGAUGUCGUAUGAGACCUGGUAUCAGAACAACCGAUUCCACAAGGACCGUCGAAAGAAAUGCUUGGACGAUUGGGCGAGAGAGAGAUGGAGUUGGCUGCUGCGGGCGGUGACAGAAAUUUCUCAGGCACAGCAAUCUCACCAACUCAACAGAGACGAAGCCCUUCGGCAGAAAUUCAAGUGCGAAGUACUUCGUCAGAGAGUGGAACAGUGGAGGAAAGAGAGAGAAAACGAACGACUGAGUCAAUCUGAGAUGGAGGCCCAAAAGAAGUUGGCGUUAAAAGUAGUGCAACAGCGCCAGGCCGCCAAAGAGGAAUAUCGACGAGAACUGGCAAGGCAGAGGCUGGCCGCCUACUACGAAGAAAGACUACGCUUCCAGAAAGAGAGUGAAGACGCACUUCAACGUCGAUUGGAAGAUGCUCGAAAAAUGACUAAAGAUCGUUCGAAACAUGACAAAGAGCGGGUUCGAUAUCGAACAGAACUCUUUUAUGCGAAUCAGAAGGAACGUCGAGAAAGAAUGCUCAAAUUGAGAGAAGAGGAGAAACACAGACAGCAGCGUCUUGAUCAGUUGCGAAAACAGGUGCCUGAAAACAAGACGAGGCUUGAGCAAGACACAGUUGCUUCACUGGCACGCAAGGAAUCCAAUUGCGAGGGAGAAGCAGUCAAGGCUUUGCAUGAACUACGCACAGUCCUCGAUGCUGAGGUUCACAGGGAUCCUAGAGUGCGACUGGAGCAGCAGCUGCGUGAUGCAGGACUUCUCCAUUCGGAAUAUGCGAGGCACGUCCUCUCUCAAUUGCACCCUCUACGUGAACCUCGAAGGGACACCCUCUCUUCCAAUAUCUUUCCUCCAGGAGAGGAUUCUUCUUCUUGAUGAAUGUUCAAAUUUAAUGACACUGUAUCAAUUAAAAAAUUUUUCCACA